Messenger RNA from Moneuplotes crassus, 866 nucleotides. NCBI's taxonomy places the organism in Eukaryota, Ciliophora, Spirotrichea, Euplotida, Euplotidae. The record is from the annotation of a GenBank genome assembly.
UAAAGCAGCAAAUGAGCUCGGAUUAUAAGGCUUGGAAGUCUAGUGUCCAUAAUUAUAACAAGUGUAAGAUCCCUCCAAAUUCACCCUCUACAUAUUCACGCUUCUCUAGCAUAUUCACGCCUGAUGACAACCUUUGAAACCACGGUUCUCCGAAUCCCAAAAUUAGAGAGUGAGCCCACAUGCCUGAAGGUGAUGAAGUCACUAUCUGGUCUGGAACCCUGCCUUCGGAGUCAAGUAUAUCUGCUCAAGAACAGUUAUCAAGCAAGCCAACACUCCAACAACUCAACACACAAAGCAGAGACUCAAGCUUUAGUCACCAAGACAUGGGAUUCCGAGUUGCCCAAUCUCCAGUUUGCAAACGCUACCACACAAGGACGAUGAGUGACAAUACCGAUCGCUUGGACAAAGCCAAGAGCUUUUUCAGUGCACAGUUCAGAGACGAUCCAAUUGUUUCUCACUACAAACAAAAGCUCAGUCAUAUGCAAAGCCGCAACACAGACUUAAAGGACUACAUCGUCAGGUUGGAAAAGAAGCUGGAUGCAAAAGACUCCAAAAUAGCUGACCUGCAAACCAAGAUUGUAAAGGCUAAUGCUCAGAACAAGCAACUGGCAUCAAAUUAUAGCAAAGUAAUACUCGAGAACCAACGCCUCAGAAACUCAGUGAAGUCUGUCAUUGCUGCUCUAGAUGAAUCUGUUGAGAGCCCUAUGAGCUGUUUGAGCAAAGAGCUGCCAAGAAUGCAUAGAUCCGAGCCGAGGAAUGAUCAGAAGCAUCAACCUCAGCUUCACAAACUUCAGUCAUUAAUGGGUGAAAAUUGAAGAUCGAACAAAGCUACAUUUUAAAGAUGUAAAAAUUCAGUUGAUUGUUAA